Plectropomus leopardus (leopard coralgrouper) is the source of this 3324-nucleotide messenger RNA. RefSeq names its product QKI, KH domain containing, RNA binding a (gene qkia). Gene Ontology annotation, molecular function: mRNA binding. Gene Ontology annotation, biological process: regulation of mRNA splicing, via spliceosome. The record is from RefSeq and is a predicted model, not a curated record. Lineage: Eukaryota; Metazoa; Chordata; Actinopteri; Perciformes; Serranidae. Gene Ontology annotation, cellular component: nucleus.
UCCCCGAGCGCACACGGCGUAGAGGAGAGUACGGCGCACGAGUCUCUGGAAGGAAGAUAACGGUUUCUUUUUUUGCCCCUCUCCACUCAAACAACAAGAACAAACCAAACCUGAAUUUUUAGGGGGGGUUAUACAGUCUUCACAUCAUAAGGAGGAGGGAAGCGAGGGAUUGGAGCCGCAAGUUUUUUUUCUUUUUUUUUUCUCCUUUUCCUAAAAGAGGAUUCUGUGUUUCACGGUGGUUUGUUCUCCGCUCUCGCCGCAAAGAUGAUGGUCGGAGAGGUCGAAGUGAAGGAGCGACCGAGGCCGAGUCCCGACUAUUUGAUGCAAUUAUUAAACGAGAAGAAGCUCAUGACCAGUUUGCCAAAUCUCUGCGGCAUCUUCACACACCUGGAGAGGCUUCUCGAUGAAGAGAUUAACAGAGUGCGUAAAGACAUGUACAGCGACACAGUGAAUGGCCUUGUGGACAGACACCCUCUGGAGCUGCCUGAGCCUAUCGGACCCAUUGUCCACCUGCAGGAAAAACUGUUUGUGCCUGUCAAAGAGUACCCUGAUUAUAACUUUGUGGGGAGAAUCCUUGGCCCUCGGGGACUCACAGCCAAACAGUUGGAAGCAGAGACGGGAUGCAAAAUCAUGGUGCGAGGCAAGAGCUCCAUGAGAGACAAGAAGAAGGAGGAGCAGAACAGAGGGAAGCCAAAUUGGGAACACUUAAACGAAGACCUCCAUGUCCUGAUCACAGUGGAAGACACGCAGGGCAGAGCUGAGAUCAAGAUGAGGAGAGCGGUGGAGGAGGUCAAGAAGCUCCUCGUACCUGCUGCGGAGGGAGAAGACAAUUUGAAGAAGAUGCAGCUGAUGGAGCUAGCGAUUCUCAAUGGGACAUACAGAGACAACAACAUCAAAACACCCACCCUUGCAUUCUCUCUUGCAGCAGCGGCAGCAGCCGCUCAGGGCCCCCGUCUCAUAGCGGCCCCUACUGGUCAGGUGUUGCCUCCCCAGGCACUCCGGCCCCCAACACCAGCUGGGGCCCCCAUCAUGAACCUCAUCCGGCCCACUCAGAUGGCUGCCAUGCUGCCCAAUGGCACCCCCACCCUGGUGCCUCCCACACCGGAUGGCGGGCUAAUCUACACCACCCCUUACGAGUACCCUUACGCCCUGGCACCCACCUCCCUGCUGGAGUACCCCAUCGAGCACAGUGGGGUUCUAGGUAAGAGAGCCUGGGGAAGCAUGGGUGCAGCAGGUACUCCCAACUUUAGCCAGCCUGGACAGGAGGGCAGCUUGUUUUACCCCGGAGCUGGGGUGCUGGACGCAGCUUCCAUGAGCCACAGUCAGGACUUGUUGAAAGGUGCAAUGGCUACUAAAGUGAGACGGCAUGACACGCGGGUCCAUCCUUACCAAAGGAUUGUGACCGCUGACAGAGCCGCCACCGGCAACUAACACAUGACCUUCUGACCUCUGAACUCUUCACCCAAUGACGAGCCGCCCCAAGCCUGCCUGCUGAUCAGUUAACUGGUAAUUGCCUUUUGCUAGCCUCUCGGACGCAAGUGAGAGAGAGAGAGAGAGAGAGAGAGAGGCGCCUGCCCGUACAGUUACCCUAACACGUUCUGACAAAAAAUAGAAGACAGAAAACACAACAAAAACCCAACAGAGUUGUGUAAUAUUCAUUUUUUCCCUCUGUUCAUUGAGUUCAAUUCCCAUUCUUUCUCUUUCUUUUUCUUCAUGAAUCAUAAACUGGGUGGAUGUGUUUGUGGUAUUACUCAUGAAUCUGCACUGAAUUAUAUAGCAAUAAAGACCCCCACCCCAACCUGCCCACCCACCCUCCUUUAAUCACUCUAAUUUGGUGACCUCAGUUGUUUGAAUCCGAGUUCAAUAUCUAUUUGACGCAAACCAUUUGGUUUCAGAGUAAUGACAUCAUCCUCCUUCAAAAAACAAAACAAAAAGCCCCCACCUGUCCCACCCUGUUCCCACCUACCGGGAGAGAAAAAGAAAUAGAAGGAAAGAGAACGUACACUCACAUUAACUUGUUUAAUUUCUGUCAUUUUUCACAUGUAGUGCAGUUGUUGAGCUCUAAGAUGUAAUUAUGAGCUGACACAUUCUGGGUGUGCCCCUCCGAACAGCUUUCUGUCUGUUUUGUUUUGUUUUUUUUUAAAGCAUGGCUGAAAUGAUUGCAAGAAGGAGCUUUUUACGAUUUGUGUGGUUUAUUUUUUUCCUCUGUCUUUUUUUUUUUUUGGCUUUACUUUUGAGUUAUUUUCUCCACUUGGUUUUUCUGUUGUUCAUAUUUGACUAAUUAGCUUUGCUUAAAUUGACUAGCCAAAAUGAGGCAGGUGGUUAUCUCUGGAAAACAAAAAGGCAAUCUGAUGUUUGAAGCAGGCUGCAGAAACUGAGAAUUGAUGAAGGGCAAGAUGGGAAGGUCACUAAUUGGGCUGAUGGGUUUGUGUGUGUGUUUUUUUUUUUUUUUUUUUUAAUUAAUACUACAAUGAAAGUAGGGUGUGCUGAGGCUUCGGGGACAUUGGAGCAGUGCUUAUUAGCUACUGACCAUUGCUACGCCCCCAUCCACACUACAUCCAUUAUACAGUGCCUGAUGUAUUUAGAAAAAUAUCUCAAUGAGUUUAGCUGAGCUGUGAUUGAAAAGACAAAAAAAAGUAUUAAGUGUGAAUUUAGCCAAAGGGUUUUCCAAUUAAUUAUAUAUCUGCAAUUAUGCAUCUGUCUCACAGAGGGCUCUCUUUGUGAUUUUAGAGUUUGGAAGGGUGUGAGUUUGUGGUGCCUGCCUUCAGCUGGAACAGACAGCCAGUCAGUUAGAUGAGUUUUGACCCAUUAAUGCUCUAUUUUUUUUUCUGAGGAGGAGAACGCAGGCAAUUAACACUAAAUCAACACGCUACUCAAUUACAGUACGUUGCUAGGGGGAAGGGCACUUUGAAGUUCUGUACAUAAAUGCUUUUGUCAUGAGGCUUCUGUAUUGAGUUGCUUCAUCAGCCACAUUGCCAAAAGACUGUUUAUUUUCUUUAUUUUUCAUUUUUUGCAUCUCAACAUUUGGUCAUUUUUGUUCAAAUGUAUUUUUUGUUUUUAACCCCAGUCAUCACAUGGGACAUCAGGUGUUUAGAAAUUAGGCAAAAUCUUAUUUAGUUCCGAUUACUUUCGUGAUGAAACAUUUUUUUAUCACAUGAACGAACCCUCCAAAAGCGCAUCCACAAUGUGUCACACCUCCCUGUGAACGUAGUCUCCUGAGCCCACAAUCUUUUGUUGAACUCUCUCAAGAAAAAAUAGGAUGUGAAAGCCAUGCCUGCCUGUUCAAAUUGCUUUAUACAUACGUCUUAUAUAUAUAUAAAUAUA